This is a messenger RNA of Saccharomyces mikatae IFO 1815, 2013 nucleotides long. It is a transcript of the gene MAE1, whose product is annotated as malate dehydrogenase (oxaloacetate-decarboxylating). Lineage: Eukaryota; Fungi; Ascomycota; Saccharomycetes; Saccharomycetales; Saccharomycetaceae. The transcript has a single exon. Gene Ontology annotation, molecular function: malate dehydrogenase (decarboxylating) (NAD+) activity; NAD binding. Gene Ontology annotation, biological process: malate metabolic process; pyruvate metabolic process. Bases 1 to 2013 code for a protein of 670 amino acids. The record is from RefSeq and is a predicted model, not a curated record. Gene Ontology annotation, cellular component: mitochondrion.
AUGCUUAGAACCAAACUUUCCGUUUCGAUCGCUGCAAGAUCACAAUUAAGCAGAUCGUUGACUGCAUCAAGGACAUCGUCAUUAAAAAGAUGGCCCAUUCCACAGCAGCAGCGUCUAUAUUCUUCUAAUACAAGAUCGCAUAAAGCUACCACCACAAGGGAAAAUACUUUCCAAAAGCCAUACAACGACGGGGAAGUCACUAAAACACCAGUUGGAUCUCGCGCCAGAAAGAUCUUCGAAGCUCCCCACCCACAUGCUACUCGUUUGGCCGUAGAGGGUGCCAUCGAAUGUCCUUUGGAGAGUUUCCAACUUUUAAACUCUCCCCUCUUUAAUAAGGGUUCUGCAUUCACACAAGAAGAAAGAGAAGCGUUCAAUUUGGAGGCUUUGCUGCCACCUCAAGUGAACACUUUGGACGAGCAACUAGAAAGAAGUUAUAAGCAGUUAUGCUACUUGAAGACGCCCUUGGCCAAGAACGACUUCAUGACGUCUUUAAGAGUACAGAACAAAGUGUUGUAUUUUGCAUUAAUAAGGAAGCAUAUCAAGGAACUUGUUCCUAUCAUUUACACCCCUACCGAAGGUGAUGCCAUUGCCGCCUACUCUCAUAGAUUUAGAAAACCAGAAGGUGUGUUUUUGGACAUCACCGAGCCUGAUUCCAUCGAGCGUAGAUUGGCUACAUAUGGUGGAGACAAAGACGUAGACUACAUUGUUGUCUCAGACUCGGAGGGUAUUCUCGGAAUUGGUGAUCAAGGUAUCGGUGGUGUGCGUAUUGCCAUCUCCAAAUUGGCAUUGAUGACUCUGUGCGGUGGUAUUCACCCCGGCCGUGUGUUGCCCGUAUGUCUGGAUGUUGGUACUAACAACAAAAAACUGGCACGUGACGAAUUGUACAUGGGUAACAAGUUUGCCAGAAUCAGAGGUAAGCAAUAUGACGAAUUCUUGGAAAAGUUCAUCAAGGCCGUUAAAAAAGUGUAUCCAAGCGCAGUUCUGCACUUCGAAGAUUUCGGUGUUAAGAAUGCAAGAAGAUUGCUGGAAAAAUACAGGUACGAAUUGCCUUCAUUCAACGAUGACAUUCAAGGUACGGGGGCUGUCGUGAUGGCCUCAUUGAUUGCUGCUUUGAAACACACCAACAGAGAUCUAAAGGACAUUAGGGUGCUUGUUUACGGUGCCGGCUCAGCGGGUCUUGGUAUCGCAGACCAAAUCGUCAACCAUAUGGUCACACACGGCGUUGACAAGGAAGAAGCGCGUAAGAAAAUCUUUCUAAUGGACAGACGUGGGUUAAUUCUGCAAUCGUACGAGGCUAACUCCACACCUGCACAACACGCCUACGCUAAGAACGAUUCAGACUGGGCCGGUAUCAACACUCGUUCUUUGCAUGACGUGGUGCAAAACGUCAAACCCACAUGUUUAGUCGGUUGUUCUACUCAAGCGAGCGCGUUUACUCAAGAUGUCGUAGAAGAAAUGCACAAGCACAAUCCUAGACCAAUUAUCUUCCCAUUAUCCAACCCUACCAGAUUACACGAGGCCGUUCCUGCCGACUUAAUGAAGUGGACAAACAACAAUGCUCUUGUGGCUACCGGAUCUCCUUUCCCACCUGUUGACGGAUACCGUAUCUCGGAGAACAACAAUUGUUACUCUUUCCCAGGUAUUGGUUUAGGCGCCGUGCUCUCACGUGCCACCACCAUCACAGACAAAAUGAUCUCCGCAGCCGUGGACCAACUAGCCGAAUUGUCACCACUUAGAGAGGGUGACUCUAAACCUGGCUUACUUCCUGGUCUGGACACUAUCACCAACACAUCUGCGCGUCUAGCAACAGCCGUGAUCCUGCAAGCACUUGAGGAGGGGACCGCACGUAUCGAACAAGAACAAGUACCAGGUGGUGCUCCUGGUGAGACUGUCAAGGUUCCCCGUGAUUUUGACGAAUGUUUACAGUGGGUGAAGGCCCAAAUGUGGGAGCCUGUGUACAGACCUAUGAUCAAGGUUCAACACGACCCAUCAGUGCACACCAACCAAUUGUAG